AAGCGUGUUGGAUCGCAAUUACGUGCAAAAUAUCAGCAUAAAAUGAAGAAAGGGAAAGGACUAUGUCGCUAGCAGUUAGAAACGACUUUCCGACAGGCUCAUCUAUCGUCUUAAUAGGCGCUCGAGGUGCCGGCAAAUCCAGCUUGGCAACUAUUGCGUGGAGCUCAUUUGCUUUCAAACACGUCGAUAUCGAUGACAUUGUUCGUCUCAAAUUUGGCCAGUCUCUUUCUGCGCAUGUUUGGCAGAGCAACGCGGGUGAAUGCGGUCCAGCCGAAUUGACAAUAAUCCACCAAAUAUUCGAAAAGCACCCUCGAAACGCAGUUAUAGUGUGGCCCCCUGGCUGUGUGGGAAAGAUAGCCUAUUCCGUCCUUGAGCAGUAUGCCAGAUACCACCCUAUCAUCUAUGUUGCACGGAGCGCUACGGCAAUACAAACAUAUCUUAAAGCUCCAGAUCCAGACAAGCUAAUGAGAUAUUUGGAGCUGCAAAAUCUGGUUUAUAGAGCGUCCUCGCAUUUCGAAUUUUUCAAUUUAGAUGAAGAAGAGCUAGAAAGCUCUUCAGCUAGCAACUAUGACUCUAGUAUGGCUCGACAUCCUCGCCCACUUCGUCUCAAACGGACGGAGGAGAGUUUUGUGCGGUUCCUUAGAAAUAUAUUACAAUUGGGACGACAUAAUUUGUCACGCAAUGAUGCGCUAUCACUUCCUCCCUCAAGGUCUCUUAGAACUUAUCUUCUAAUUGUCUCUCUCACACAAAUAAACUCACCCAGCUUUGACGUCAAGUCUCUAGACUGCGGUGCCGACGUUUGCCAGCUUGAUAUAAACCUCACGGAGGUGGAAAGUUAUCCGAUUUUGGAGUUGACAGAUAGGAUCAGCAAGGCGCAUGCUAUACUGACACGAUUCUUUUAUGGACCCGUCAUAUAUCAUCUUCAUGUUCCCUCAUCUUUGUCUCUAAACACGAGCCAAUACAUUAAUAUGUUUCGUCAUGGGUCAAGAAUCGGCGUUGACUACCUGACGGUGGACUUGAGGCUUUGUUCUAAGGCAAUAUCUGAGUUGGUGGCACAUCAACGGUCGCCACGAUUUCUGGGGGUCUUUCACGAUGACAACCCAGGAUCUGAGGGCUGGUCUAAAGGGGAGCGCUGGGAGAUGCUGGAAAAGGCUGCUGCCAUACCUGGACUUGAUGGGAUCAGACUUACGCAAGUCGGAAGUCAUGUUGAGGAUAAUUCUGCGGUCACCGCUUUCAAAGUCCAAGCUACUCGGUACCGAAUUGGGCGGAAAUUUCUUGUUGCUUAUAACACCGGGCCCUUGGGACGUACCUCGCGAUGUGAGAAUGAGAUUUUGACACCUGUUUCGGCUCCCGGAUUUGAGGGUUAUCAUCCAGAAUUGUCAAUACAGGCCCUACACAACGCUCUGUACGCCUCCUUUAUUUAUGAACCGAGAAACUUUUACGUUCUCGGCAAUGACAUGUCCAAAUGCCGCUUUCCUCAUGUACAAAGAGCGGCGCAUCGUUUUUUUGGGUUUCCGCACACCGUACAAACCAUAUCAACUAGUAAAUUGCCUGAGGCCAAGAAUGACAUGUUUCUGGGUGGCAUUAGCAUUGUUACGCCAGAAUAUAAAGUGUCUCUCUUGCCACUCGCUUCGUCGUUAAGCGAGCAUGCAAAGCACAUAGGCGCUAUUAAUACUCUCAUACCAAUUCGUUGUCGGUUAUUUGAGGGCAUCACUGUACCCCCACCGGAUUUCUGGAGGAAUCGAAAUACACAAAGCCAUUCUGUUGGAUUAUAUGGGGAAAACACGGACUGGGUUAGCAUCAGUGAGUGCAUUAGACGAAAUCUCUCACCAGCAAAUGCGAUUACGAAGAACAGCACGGCCUUAAUUGCUGGUGCCAGUGGGAUAGCCUAUGCCGCACUAUAUUCAUUACUGCAAUUGGGUGUCUCAAAUAUUGUCAUAUAUAGCUUUAAGGCCUCAGAUGCCCAUAAGCUUGCUAUCCAUUUUCGUGAAUUUGACGAACGAAAUCAUACAGAUCGCGAGGGUUCGAAGACAGAUAUCCGAAUCAUUGACUCUAUCCAGGCAGACUGGUAUGCUGAUCUAAAGCAGCCUACCAUUGUGAUUUCAUCCCUGCCAGUAAUGGAACCCGCCAAUACAGACCUAGAUACACAAUUUAUCCUUCCUAUUCAGUGGAUGAAAAGUACCACUGGAGGCGUGAUUCUUGAUCUCAAUUACCGACCUUUAAUCACACCGAUCCUGCGUCAAGCUCAUGACCAAGCCAGUAAAGGCUGGGUAACUGUCGAUGGUUUGGACAACCUAGUUAUACGCGCCACCACUGAAUUCGAAAUGUACACGGGCAGGCAGGCGCCGCGGAGUUUAACGAGAAUCGAAGCUCUGCGAAACUAUCACGACGAUACAUAUACAGUCACAUGACACGGUUAAAGCUGAUCAAAUUAACUGAGUCAAUCACGGACAGAUUUGUCGAAUUACGUGGAGGAAUUUUGCAAAUGGCACGUUGGGACCACCAAAGAAAAGAUAGAUGUGUAAAUAAUUUUAUGCUCGUUAAGUAAUCCAUGGAGUUUGGCAUAUCGCGCAACUGCAAUUUGUAUUUUCCAACAUUUAAGAUAUUAUUGAAAAAUGUGUCUCGCG
Molecule: messenger RNA, 2627 nt
Organism: Talaromyces proteolyticus
Lineage: Eukaryota; Fungi; Ascomycota; Eurotiomycetes; Eurotiales; Trichocomaceae
Exons: 1
Coding region: 63-2411 (782 amino acids)
Biological process (GO): chorismate biosynthetic process
Molecular function (GO): 3-dehydroquinate dehydratase activity; 3-phosphoshikimate 1-carboxyvinyltransferase activity
Source: RefSeq, a predicted model, not a curated record